This is a messenger RNA of Varanus komodoensis (Komodo dragon), 2002 nucleotides long. Its product is annotated as zinc finger protein OZF-like. The transcript is spliced from 7 exons. The record is from RefSeq and is a predicted model, not a curated record. Bases 230 to 2002 code for a protein of 590 amino acids. Gene Ontology annotation, cellular component: nucleus. Lineage: Eukaryota; Metazoa; Chordata; Lepidosauria; Squamata; Varanidae.
ACUGGGAAAGGCGAAAAGGGGCGCAUGAGAAGUCUUCUCUCUCUCUCUCUCUCUUUCCCUCUCCCUCUCCUGGACGGGUUGUUGCUGCUGCAGUGAGUGACGGAGCUUGGUGGAGUUUGAGGAGGUGGACAGAUCUUGGAUAAAUGUUGUGACUGCACUUGGAUUCUGGCCACCUUCUGUGAGAACAGACAGGAUUGAGUCGGAAAAGGUGCCGAGAAGGACAACGGAAAUGAUCAGUGGGAUGGAGCAGCUGCCCUGGAGAAGCAGUCUUGCAAGGUGGCCAGAUCUCACUGAGGGGGGCGAGGCCAAAGAGGUCUCUAUCCAGGAGCUCGUGCCAGAGACUCACAAGAUGGUGACUUCUCCAGGCAGUGGGCCUGUGAAAGAGAUCAAGGUGGAACUUAUUCCAGAAGAAGUCCCAGUGUCGGAAAAAGAACAGAAGACUGUACUGGAAAGCAGCCAAGAGAGUAUUUCUCACCCAACCGACACAGGGUAUUUGAGUUCCAGACCUGAUGUCAUCUCCCGAUUGGAAGAAGAUGCAAAGUAUCACUUUGUCCAGGGCAUCACAGAAAAUAGCAGGCCAGCAGAUGGUGGAAGAGUGAGAGAGACGGAAGUGGGACAUUUUCAGCAGGAAAUCUCUGCAUCCAAAAAAGAGGACAAGGUGCUGCUCGGAACAUGCCAGAAUGUGCUCUUCCUAACGGCCGUGGGUGACCAGGUGGCCAGUAUGGUACCUCUAGGAAGUCCACAGUCAACUUUCAGCUGGCAUGCAAGACUUUCCUCCCAUCUGAGGAUUCACACAGGGGACUCGAUAUACCAGUGCUUGGAAUGUGGAAAGAUCUUCAGUCAGCGUAACUCCUUCACUGCGCAUCAAAGAACUCACACGGGGGAGAAACCAUACAAAUGCUUACUGUGUGGAAAGAGAUUUGGUCAGAGACCACACCUUACUUUACAUCAGAGAAUCCACACUGGAGAGAAGCCAUAUCAGUGUUCAGCGUGUAGGAGGAGUUUUUCUCACAGACCACACCUUACUUCACAUCAAAGAACCCACACAGGAGAAACACCCUAUGAAUGCUUGGAGUGUGGAAAAAGUUUCAGGAGGCGAGAUACACUUACUUUGCAUCAAAGAAUCCACACAGGAGAGAAACCAUAUAAAUGCUUAGAGUGUGGAAAGAGCUUCAUUAGGAGAACAAGCUUUACUUUGCAUCAAAGAAUGCACACAGGUGAGAAACUGUAUACAUGCUUGGAAUGUAGAAAAAGCUUCAGUCGGCGUUACUCCCUGACUUUGCAUCAAAGAAUUCACACCGGGGAGAAACCAUAUGCAUGCUUGGAGUGUGGAAAGAGCUUCCGUCAGCGUGACUCCCUUACUUUGCAUCAAAGAAUUCACACAGGGGAGACGCCCUAUAAAUGUUUGGAAUGUGGAAAGAGUUUCAGUUGUAAUAAAACCUUAAUUUCACAUCAGAUAAUUCAUACAGGGGAGAAACCAUAUAAAUGCUUGGAGUGUGGAAAGAACUUUCUUUAUAGCAGAAGCCUCACUUUGCACCAAAGGAAACAUACAGGAGAGAAACCAUAUAAAUGCUUGGAGUGUAGAAAGAGCUUUUAUGACAAUGGAACCCUUACUUCACAUCAGAGGAUCCACACAGGAGAGAAGCCAUAUACAUGCUCCGAAUGUGGAAUGAGGUUUUCUCACAGUGGAUCCCUUACUUUACACCGAAGAAUUCACACAGGAGAGAAGCCAUAUACGUGUCCGGAGUGUGGCAAGAGCUUUUCUCAGAGCGGCUCUCUAACUUCUCAUCGAAGAAUCCACACAGGAGAGAAGCCGUAUAAGUGCACAGAGUGUGGCAAGAGCUUCAGGUUCUGCAAUUACCUAGUUUCCCACCAUAAAAUACACAGAGGAGAAAAACCAUAUAAAUGCUUUGAGUGCGGAAAAAGUUUCAUUGAGAGCCGUUAUCUUAUACGGCAUCAGAAUACCCAUAUGAAAGAGGAUCACUAUAUAUGCUUACCCUAA